Molecule: messenger RNA, 2568 nt
Organism: Chaetomium fimeti
Lineage: Eukaryota; Fungi; Ascomycota; Sordariomycetes; Sordariales; Chaetomiaceae
Product: glycosyl hydrolases family 31-domain-containing protein
Exons: 2
Coding region: 1-2568 (855 amino acids)
Biological process (GO): carbohydrate metabolic process
Molecular function (GO): carbohydrate binding; hydrolase activity, hydrolyzing O-glycosyl compounds
Source: RefSeq, a predicted model, not a curated record
AUGGCAUCACUCUUCUUUCCUCUCUUGCUCUUCGCUGCUGCGGUGCUUGGGCACAUUCCGCGGCCAGCGGCACAUUGUCCUGGCUACCGCGCGACCAAUAUUCAUCAAAACCCGUCUUACGCGACCGCCGACCUCGUUCUUAUAGACAAUUGUAGCUUGUACAGCAAAGACAUCCAAAGCUUACGGUUGCUUGUCGAGUACGAGACUGAAACUCGACUUCAUGUCCUAAUUGAGGACGCAGGCAAGGAGGUGUAUCAGGUCCAGGAGCAUGUUCUAGCUCGACCGAAGACCCAAAACGCAACUGCAAAUGAAGCUGCCCUCAAGUUCAGCUUUACCGAGGAUCCGUUCACUUUCACUAUCACAAGAGCUUCCAACGGGGAAGUCCUAUUCGACACAUCCGAUUCACCGCUGAAUUUCGAGUCUCAGUACGUUCGUGUUCGGACCCGCCUCCCGCUGAACCCCAAUCUUUACGGUCUAGGCGAACACUCGGAUGACUUCCGGCUGCCUACCAGCAACUACACGCGCACGUUAUGGAAUGCCGAAUUCCCCUUUAUCCCCAGCCGAACCAACCUAUACGGGAGCCACCCCGUGUACUUUGACCACCGGGGUGACUCGGGCACGCAUGGCGUAUUCCUCCUCAACUCCAACGGAAUGGACAUCAUCAUUGACAAGACCGAGCUAGGGCAACAGUACUUGGAAUACAACAUUAUUGGAGGCGUGCUGGACUUUUAUUUCGUGGCCGGGCCUGAACCGGCAGAAGUAAGCAAGCAGUACGCCGAAAUCGUCGGCUUGCCCGCCAUGAUACCGUACUGGACACUUGGCUUUCAUCAGUGCAAGUAUGGCUGGCCGACUAUUGACCAUGUGGCUGAAGUCGUAGCCAACUACUCAGCCGCCGGCAUCCCUCUCGAGACAGUGUGGGGAGAUAUCGAUUACAUGCGUGACAAGCUGGACUUUACUACUGAUCCCUCACGCUACCCCCUGGCCAAGGUACGCACCCUAGUCGAUCAACUGCACCAAAGCAACCAGCAUUACAUCCAGAUUCUCGACCCGGGCAUUCGGCGACACGACGACUAUGGCCCCUACACACGCGGGGCGGAGAAGGGAGCGUUCCUCCGCGCCACCGAUGGCUCAUAUUAUCGUGGUAUACAAUGGCCCGGCGAGGUGGUCUGGCCGGACUGGUUUGCCCCUGGCACGCAGGACUGGUGGACCUCGGAGAUCCUCUCCUUCUACAGCCCCUCCACCGGCAUCGACGUGGACGGACUCUGGGUCGACAUGAACGAAGCCUCCAACAUGUGUCCCGACAUGACCUGUCUGACCUCAACCACCUCGACCACCACAAACCCCCGCCAACAACAACCCCCUCCCCAACCGCACCGCCGCCAACCCCCCUCCCAAGGAGGAGGCCAAGGCCCCAAACUCGGCCUCCCCAACCGCGACCUCCUCUCCCCCGGCUACCACAUCGCCUCCCGCCACGGCGGCACCCUCUCCGCCUUCACCCUCUCCACCAACCUCACCAACGCCGACGGCAGCCACCAAUACGACACGCACAACCUCUACGGCAGCAUGAUGGCGCGCGCCACCCACCGCGCCCUCAUCACCCGCUCCCCCACAAAACGCCCCUUCGUCCUCACCCGCUCCACCUUCGCGGGAACCGGCUCCCACGCCGCGCACUGGUUCGGCGACAACGCGUCGACGUGGGCGCACUACCGCGCCGCGAUCCGCCAGCUGCUGGCGGCCGCCGCCGUGCACGCUUUGCCGAUGGUCGGGUCGGAUGUGUGCGGGUUUAAUGGGGAUGCGGAGGAGCGCAUGUGUGCGCGCUGGGCGGUCAUGGCGGCGUGGCAGCCGUUUUACCGCAAUCAUGCGGAUGCGUCGGCGCCGGACCAGGAGUUUUAUCGCUGGCCUUUGGUGGCGGAGGCCGCGCGGAAGGCGGUGGGGGUGCGGUAUAGGUUGUUGGAUUAUUUGUAUACGGCGAUGUGGAGGGCGAGUCGGGAGGGGAGGGCGGUGGUGAGUCCGUUGUGGUUUUUUUAUCCGGGGGAUGCGGCGACCUGGGGGGUGCAGACGCAGUGGUUUUUGGGGGAGGCGUUGUUGGUGAGUCCGGUGGUGGAUGAUGACUCGCAGACGGUGAGGUUUUAUUUGCCGAGGGAUGUGUGGUAUGAUUUCUGGACGGGGGAGAAGGUGGUGAGCGUGGGGGGGAUGGUGACGCGCGAGGGGGUGGAGUGGGCGGAUAUCCCUGUGCAUAUCAGGGGUGGCAGUAUCGUGCCCAUGAGGGUAAGGUCGGCCAACACUACGGCGGAGCUGCGGAAGGAGAAUUUUGUCAUCACGGUGGCGCCGGGAGCGGAUGGGACUGCUCGGGGCGAGCUGUACCUCGACGAUGGGGAGAGCCUGGAUGUCGGAGAUAAUAAGUCGGUCCUUACACUGACUUGGAAUGGGCGGGCAGUCGAGGCGAGCGGUAUGUUUGGCUACGCCACUGACCUGGUCAUCGAAAGGGUGGUGGUGCUCGGAGACGGAGGACCGAGGACUCAGGAGGGCCCCUGGCGGCUACACAAGGCCUUCAUUCUCCGUUUUUAG